AUGGCGCUGCAACUUACCGGACGUCCCUCAAUCGUACCCGCGGUCCAAGAAGUCCCCAGUCCUGCCUCUAGCACAGAUUCCCUGGACACUCGAGGCGAGGACGAGGAAGGCCAGCAGCAGCAGAUCGUCUCUCGGAGUGAGCGUCAAGGAGGAAGAUAUCGAAAUGCUCAUGCGCCUCUAGCUGCUACAGCGGGAACUGCUACGACGAAAAGUCGUUCGGGCAGGACGAAGCGAUCUCCGAGUCGGUUGCCGUUGCGGACGGUGUUCAGGAAUAGUACUGAGGUCGUCGACGUAUUUGUCGGUGGUGGAACGGCCUUGAUGACUUCGCCCACGUCGGAGAAAAGUGGAAAUGGUGGUUCAAAAUCCUCGCCUAUGACCUACACCGUACACAAGGAGCUCCUCACAUCUGCCUCGCCGUUCUUCGCCGCCGCGCUGAAUGGGACUUUUGCCGAAGGCCUGGAACAAGCUGUCAAGCUUCCGGAGGAGAAGCCCGAGAUCUUCGAAUGGUUCCUGCAAUGGCUGUACACCGGCUCCCUGAGCGUAGCGGGCGAAUCCGGCGGGUUCACUACAGGCUGGGGUAGUGGUGGCGCGCAUGCCCAUGCUCAAUCUCACGACCACAGCCAUCAGUCCGCCCACCAUCCCUACCAACAGACCCGCACCAUCCGCGACGACAUCGACGCCCAACUCCGCACAGACGGCGACCUCCGCAACCACGCCGGAAGCCCCAAAUACUUCCUCCUCAUGGACCUCUACGCCCUCUCGGACCGGCUCCUAACAACCCAACUAAGCAACCACAUCCUCAGCACCCUCGCCCGCCUCUCGGAAACCACAAACUCCGUGCCCACACCAAGCGAUACCUUCAUCCUCUACGACAGUAUCCGAGACACCUCCCCUUUACGAACUCUAAUCCUCGACCUCUUCGCCUACAAAAAAACCGACAAGUUACUCGAGACGCACAAAGAUGACUGGCACCCGCGUUUCCUCCGCGAACUAGUCGUGAAGUUGAAACGACCCGGUGCCGGGACCGAGACGGUGGAGAGACAUGAUUUGCAGGCCUGGAGGCCGGAACAGUGGAGUGCGACGAGGGCGUGUGAGAGGUGUAGGGAGGUGGUGAAGCCGGGAAUGAGUUGCGAUAAAUGUGUCGAGUGUGGGAAGGUGUUUUGUGGGGGGUGUUUGAGGCGGUGUGGCGGGGUUGGUGGGCAGGGGCAAGGGCCGGUGGGUGUGGGCACGGCGGGGUGGGGAUGGGGCGGGUUGGAUACGGGGGGGUGUAAACCUUGGAUGGGACGGGGGCUUUGUGGGAGGUAUCAUGAGCAUACGGAGGGGGAGGGAUGUUGUUGA
Molecule: messenger RNA, 1338 nt
Organism: Recurvomyces mirabilis
Lineage: Eukaryota; Fungi; Ascomycota; Dothideomycetes; Mycosphaerellales; Teratosphaeriaceae
Exons: 1
Coding region: 1-1338 (445 amino acids)
Molecular function (GO): protein binding
Source: RefSeq, a predicted model, not a curated record